UAAUAAUUGGGAGUUCUAAAACCUAGAUUCACGGCUCAAAAGAAAAAAUCUUCGUUUCCCGGCUUCUGAGCUCUGCUCUUUUAUCUCCACCGCCUCCCCUCCUCACCUCACCCCCAACUCCACCAUCUCCUCAAUGCAGCGCAUCCUCAGCGCCUCCGUCCUCUCUUCCCUCCGCGCGACCGCCCUCCGUCGCGCCGGCGCCUGCCCGGCCGUUCCGCACGCAGGCGUCCCCGCGGCUGUGGUGCUGCGCUCGGUGUUGAGCAGUGUUCGCGACUACAGCUUCGGUCGCAACAAUCCCGGUCUCUCUAGCAUCGACGGCUACGAGACUGAGUUUGAAGAGAUUCAGGAGGAUGCACCGGAGCCUUGGCAGAAGGAGUCGAAUGAUCAGUAUGCCGAACGGCUUAAGAAUUCUCGCUGUUUUCUUUGCAAUGAAUACGGUCAUAUUGCCCGUGCAUGCCCGACCAACCCCGUGAACGGCGACAACAGCCGUCUUCCCGGCGGCCGCGAGCCGCGCUGCUACAACUGCGGCGAGAUUGGCCAUAUUUCGCCGGAAUGCGAUAAACCGCGCCGCGACCGAACGCUCCUGAUCUGCUACAACUGCGGCGAGGACGGCCACACUUCGUCCGCGUGCCCGCACCCGCG
Messenger RNA from Myxozyma melibiosi, 642 nucleotides. RefSeq lists its product as uncharacterized. The transcript is spliced from 3 exons. Gene Ontology annotation, molecular function: nucleic acid binding; zinc ion binding. The annotation marks the transcript as partial. The record is from RefSeq and is a predicted model, not a curated record. NCBI's taxonomy places the organism in Eukaryota, Fungi, Ascomycota, Lipomycetes, Lipomycetales, Lipomycetaceae.